Molecule: messenger RNA, 651 nt
Organism: Acyrthosiphon pisum (pea aphid)
Lineage: Eukaryota; Metazoa; Arthropoda; Insecta; Hemiptera; Aphididae
Product: protein ALP1-like
Exons: 2
Coding region: 1-651 (216 amino acids)
Source: RefSeq, a predicted model, not a curated record
AUGAAGAAUUUAUCAAAUGCUAAAUUUCCAGAAGCAAAAGACACAUUCUCUAUAGUUUUGUUGGCUCUUGUGGAUGCUCACUGUAAUUUUAUUGCUGUUAAUGUAGGGGCAUAUGGCAAGAGUAGCGAUGGAGGUGUUUUUGCUAAUUCAAAUUUAGGUAAAGCACUUCAUCGUGGAUCAUUGAAUAUUCCAGAUAAUUUGACCAUACCCAACACAGAUACACAAGUCCCAUAUGUAAUUGUAGGUGAUGAGGCAUUCCCUCUAAAACCUUACUUGAUGCGACCUUAUCCAGGGGACAAAUUAGAUGACCGAAAGCGCAACUUCAAUUACCGUUUGAGUCGUGCCAGGAGGACAUCAGAAAAUACAUUCGGUAUACUUACGCAAAAAUUUAGACUCUACAAUAGACGAAUUCAGGCAUUUCCAAAACAUGUAGAUUACAUAAUUUUGGCCACUUGUUUACUACAUAAUUUCAUUAAAAAAUACGAUUCGUAUACGUACAAUUACGUAACUCAACAAGCGGAUAGAAGUAACGGUCAUACACUACAACAUUUAAAUUUGCAAGGAGGGAACGCAACGACAGACGCAUUUCGUGUUAGGGAAGUAUUCACUGAAUACUUUAAUUCUGAGGUUGGGUCUCUACCUUGGAUAUAA